CGCGGAGGAUCCGCUUCCGGGGGAGGCGGCGGCUGCAGCCCCACUGAGGAAGGUGACACCGGGGCGCCAUGGGCCUUCACUUCGGUAACCUGGCGCGGGUUCGCCAUGUCAUCACCUACAGCCUGUCGCCUUUCGAGCAGCGAGCCUUCCCCAACGUCCUCUCGCACGGGCUGCCCAACAUCUGGCGCCGCUUCAGCUCCCAGGUCUUCAAGGUGGCGCCCCCCUUUGUGGGAGGCUACCUCUUGUAUUCCUGGGGAACACAAGAGUUUGAGCGACUGAAGAGGAAGAACCCCGCUGACUAUGAAAAUGACCAGUAAUGAAGUUAAUGAGACUUACCUCACUGUAUUAUCAGCUCGGUGUUGCUAAGCUUGUUCACAUGACUGGAAGGGUAUUAAAAGGGAGAUAAGUCUUGUCGAAUAAACUUUAACUUUGCUCCAUGA
Falco peregrinus (peregrine falcon) is the source of this 440-nucleotide messenger RNA. Its product is annotated as cytochrome b-c1 complex subunit 8. The record is from RefSeq and is a predicted model, not a curated record. Gene Ontology annotation, biological process: mitochondrial electron transport, ubiquinol to cytochrome c. Lineage: Eukaryota; Metazoa; Chordata; Aves; Falconiformes; Falconidae. The transcript is spliced from 2 exons. Bases 69 to 317 code for a protein of 82 amino acids.